This is a messenger RNA of Lynx canadensis (Canada lynx), 4083 nucleotides long. RefSeq names its product F-box protein 45 (gene FBXO45). Gene Ontology annotation, cellular component: synapse; SCF ubiquitin ligase complex. The coding region runs from base 243 to 983 and encodes 246 amino acids. The record is from RefSeq and is a predicted model, not a curated record. Lineage: Eukaryota; Metazoa; Chordata; Mammalia; Carnivora; Felidae. Gene Ontology annotation, molecular function: protein binding. The transcript is spliced from 3 exons. Gene Ontology annotation, biological process: synapse assembly involved in innervation; proteasome-mediated ubiquitin-dependent protein catabolic process.
CCCGCGCUGAGCCGGGGAGGAGGGGCGGGGGACGCCCGUGCGGCCGGUGCGUCUGCCCUCAGUGAGGCGGGGCGCGCGGCGGACGCCCCCGGGCAGGGGCGGGAGUGGUGGAGGGCCGGUGGUUGGCUGUGAAAGGGGCGGUGAGCGAGGUGGUUCGGUCUCAAGGCGAGGCUUGGCCUCCCCAGCAGAGACGGGGGGAAGAGGCGGCGGCAGCGGCGGCCCUUGGGCCGGUUGGUGAGGCGAUGGCGGCACCAGCCCCGGGGCCUGGCGGAGCCUCUGGUGGCGCUGGCUGUAGCGGCGGCGGCGGCGCGGUCGGCGGCUCGGGAUCCGGGUCCGCGGGCGCAGGGGGCCGGCUGCCCAGCCGGGUGCUGGAGUUGGUGUUUUCCUACCUGGAGCUGUCCGAGCUGCGGAGCUGCGCCCUGGUGUGCAAGCACUGGUACCGCUGCCUGCACGGUGAUGAGAACAGCGAGGUGUGGCGGAGCCUUUGCGCCCGCCGCCUGGCAGAAGAGGCUCUGCGCACGGACAUCCUCUGCAACCUGCCCAGCUACAAGGCCAAGGUGCGUGCUUUCCAACAUGCCUUCAGCACUAAUGACUGCUCCAGGAAUGUCUACAUUAAGAAAAAUGGUUUUACUUUACAUCGAAACCCCAUUGCUCAGAGUACUGAUGGUGCAAGGACCAAGAUUGGUUUCAGUGAGGGCCGCCAUGCAUGGGAAGUGUGGUGGGAAGGCCCUCUGGGCACUGUGGCAGUGAUUGGAAUUGCUACAAAACGAGCCCCCAUGCAAUGCCAAGGGUAUGUGGCAUUACUGGGCAGUGAUGACCAGAGCUGGGGCUGGAAUCUGGUGGACAAUAAUCUACUACAUAACGGAGAAGUCAAUGGCAGUUUUCCACAGUGCAACAAUGCACCAAAAUAUCAGAUAGGAGAAAGAAUUCGAGUCAUUUUGGACAUGGAAGAUAAGACUUUAGCUUUUGAACGUGGGAUAUGAUUCCUGGGGGUUGCCUUUAGAGGACUUCCAAAGGCCUGCUUAUAUCCAGCAGUUUCUGCUGUAUAUGGCAACACAGAAGUGACUUUGGUUUACCUUGGAAAACCUUUGGAUUGGAUGACAGUGGCUUUCUUGGGAUGAAAAACUGAAUGGAAGAAGAUACCUGCUUGUGGAAAGUAGAAUCAUGAAGUGACAGUGUCAUACAUGCAUGCCCAAGAACAUCCUGAAAAACACAUGAAAUUGUUAACUGGAGAAGCAACUCUACAGCAGAGAUUAUCUUAGUGUUUCCUCUUUCUACUGGGCCAGAAAAAUCCUCAGGGUUGCAGUUGGUUGAGUGGGCAGUUGACAUAUGCAUGUUGCAACAGAUUUUGUCUCUAAGUUAGCAAUGUGUUAUUUCCAACUUUUAAGGUGAGAUUUUAGAGAUGCUAUAAAAGGGAUAAGAUAAGGAAAUAGCAAGAUUUUUAAGUAGUGUGUUUGUGAAGAAGACUGAUCCUGUUUUACAACUGCCUGUUUUUUCUCCAGACCCUUUUUUCCAGCCAGCUUGACUAUUAGAAAAGUAUGAAACUGGUUGGGUUUUAUUAAUAUUUUUAAUAUAUUGAGAAGCAUGGUCUGCCUGGACUGCACUUCUCUAACAGUGAGAUGUAAAAUUGUGCAGCUAUUUUAAAAGUUGUAUAUAUAAUAAGUGUGUAAAAAAAACCUGUAAAAACAAAACAGGACAAAGGGGUUGCUUGUUCUAGUUCAAUUUCUUAAAAGCCACUACAUGGUACAAAAUUAGAAUAACAUUUAGGGAAAAUUAGGUAACUACAAAGAAGAGGAUUAAGAGGAGAUGUGCUGUAUUGGCUCAUUUUAAAUUAAUUUGGUUACAGUUUCCAUAGCUAUUACAGUCUGGUUAUUUUUCUUUUAAUGAUCAAAAUUAUUGUAAAGAGUCCUCAGUCUCUUGAGUUUAAGAUUGAGGGAAGGCAAAUCUAUUUCUAAUCAUACAUGUAUCAGUAGUAAUAAGAUAAUGUGCAUCUUAUAGUAUCUGGUUUAUUUUUUGGCCUUCUGAGAAAGUAUCUCAUAACACACAGAACAUUGGCCAUUUGCUCUUACAGGCCUCAAAUAUGAAAGCUGUUAGUCACAGACCUAAGGAAGAGAAUUAAUGGUCCUUUUAUUUUGUAAUUUCAUAAUGCUAUAGAUAUAUAAUUUUUUUAAUUUUAUAUUGUUUACAUCAUGGCAACAAAUCUAAGCCUCAGACUCUUCAUUGGGGUUAUCAAGAAAAUGUUUACUCACCCACCUGAAACAGUGCCAGCCUGAACCCAGGUUAAGAAUGUUCUUAAUCUCAUCAUAGAUAAUUGCCCCCAUGGGACUUGAAAUAAAAUACCUUGUGCUGAAAACUUCAGGUUGGCAAUAUUUUGAAGGUUUCAUUGUAGAAGAGCUUGACAUUAGUUUUUGACUAAUAAAUCUGAUUUCACUAAUAUUCUUGAGUUAAUCUAACAUACAUGAGCAGAGAUUUUCUUUUGUUAUAAGAGAAACAAACAUCCUUCCGUAUGAAAGUAUAAAUGUAUGGUUUCAGAUGCAUCUUUGUGAUAAGAAUUGACUAAGGCAGAUGAAAUCUUUGCCUUUUAGGUUACUGCUGUGCGUAAUUUUGUUUUAAAUCUAAUCAAAUUAGAGAUACCAAGCAGCUGGCUGGGGUUCUUGGGUUGCUCCUUGAGAGUUAAGCUUAUCAGUACUCUCAUGAAGCAGGGGAUUUCAGUCAUGAACAAGAUUUAUUUUGCCACCUGACAGGUUUACAAUAUUUAUUGUGUAUUUGGUAUGUUGCUUAAGGUGAAAUCCGUUAAAAGUCCUUUCAAUAUCCAUGUCAAGAAGAAACCUCCUGAAAAACCAUAUUUAAUAGUACAGAGUAAGACUAUAUGUUAAAUGUAUUAGAGAAUAUAGCUGCUACAGAAAUUGAUUUUCUUGGUGUAGAACAACUCAAUUAAUUGGCAAAGUUUAAAAUUUAAAGAAAACUGGUUCAGGAUGAAGAUUGAUAAAUGAUAAAACAAUAAAGUCCCUUAUGUGCUUGGUCUUUUUUCAGGGUAUGAUAUAGCCAAUUCCAAGAGCGUUUGCGAGAGUUUUGUUUAUAAAUUCUGUUUGUCUUAUUAGUAAACAUUCAUUUGUAACAAAGUUUGAAGGUGCUGAAUGGAAAACAGAAACAUGGGGUUAUUGCACAUUGAACCUAGAAUCAAAUAAUUGCCUAAAUAUUUAACAAAAAGCCAUUCUUAAUCUCAAAACUGAAAUUCUCUAAUAUGCUAUUUGCAAUUUUAUAGAAUGGAGGUUCAUAUUUAGAAUGAGCAUCAGGGGAAUGAAGAACCUUCAUUUGUAACGUGUGAAGUAUUUUAUUACUGGAUACCAAUAGUUGUUACAGAGAAUAUUAAACCAAACUAUUACAAUGUUCAAGGAAAAGGAAUCUCUUUUUCAUUGGUGCUGAGAGAGCAUUCAGGUAGAAGAUGUCGCACCUGAAAGUUGAGUGUCAGUCAUCUAAACAGUGGUUCUCAACUUAGCUGUACUUUGGGAGUCAUCUACAUUUUGAAAAAUCUUGAUGCUUUAGGGUCUCAUACCCUAAAAUUCUGAUGUUGUUCUGAUGUUGGACAUGGUCAUAAGGAUUUUUUUAAGCUUCCUAGGUGAUUCAAUAUGCUGCUAAGGUUGAGUUUUAAAUUCACCUUAAGUUUUCUCAUCUGCAAAUUAAAAAAAAAAAAAAUCCCUGCUCCCUUCACUACCUCACAAGUAUAUUGAGGGUAAAGGAGAAAUAAUGGGAAAGUACUUGUGUGAUGGAUAAAAAGUGCUAUUGAAAGGCAAAGUAGUAUUUGUUGUAUUUCAACUGAAACUAUGAUCAGGAAAGAAAAAUAUGUAAUUGAAUUUACUUUGUUGACUUGGGAAACCGGGAGCGUUCUCUUUGGUUCUUAACUUUAGUGAGCAUGCAGAUGUGCAAACACUCAAUACUAUUACUCUUAUUCAUACUAUGGUCUUCUGUCAUACUUGAGAUAGGCUGUUUAAUUAUCUGGUUCUACAUAGGAAAGAAACAUUAAGGCUUAAAUUCUGUAAUGGGCCAAUGGCUCACAAUUCAUUAAAACUUUUCAUACAAGGA